This is a messenger RNA of Thlaspi arvense, 225 nucleotides long. Lineage: Eukaryota; Viridiplantae; Streptophyta; Magnoliopsida; Brassicales; Brassicaceae. The record is from the annotation of a GenBank genome assembly.
AUGGCGACGGAUAAAAGCAAGGUUCUGGUGAUCGGAGGAACUGGUUACAUCGGAAAAUUCAUCGUCGAAGGCGGCGCGAAAUCCGGUCACCCAACAUUCGCUCUCGUCAGAGAAUCCUCUCUCUCCGAUCCUGUCAAGGGCAAACUCGUCCAGAAUUUCAAAGAUCUCGGCGUCACAAUACUCUACGUACGGCGACUCUUUUUUUUCUAUCUUAUCUAUAUGUAA